This is a messenger RNA of Plasmodium falciparum 3D7, 327 nucleotides long. The record is from RefSeq and is a predicted model, not a curated record. Lineage: Eukaryota; Apicomplexa; Aconoidasida; Haemosporida; Plasmodiidae.
AUGAAGGUUUCUAGGCAUACCGUUCUUUUAAACAUUAUCCUAAUCGUUAGCUUAUUAGGAUGUGUUUUAACUCUUAACCUUUUUUCUGCAAAUGAUGAUAAGAGAGCGUUGAAGGAUAUCGACAGAACAUUAGAAAAACUUUUGAGGAAAAAGCAAAUCAUCAUAUCUACUGCUGCUGUUGCUUUGGCUAUAACCUUAGGUGGUUUAUUUGGAAGUUUAGGAUAUAAGAGCUGGAAAAACAAAAACAAAUCAAAAGAUAAGGUGAAUGAUGGAUCCGACUCUGAGGAAUUAGAUAGUUCUAAAGAGGACAAAGACAAAGAUGAAUAA